CAGUUUUUUACAACCAAAGUUUUAAAGACUCUGAUAACCAAUACAAACAUGCAUGGAAGAACUGCAUAUAGCCCGUGGGUGGACAUUACACUCAAAGACGUCUUCUCUUUUCUGUCAGUUGUCAUUUACAUGGGAAUCGUAAAAGUACCAUCUCUAACUGACUAUUGGAGACAGGGGAGGUUGUACAGUUUGUCAUUCCCUGGGUCAGUCAUCAGUGGAAAGAAAUUCCUUUUAAUUCUUCAUGCUCUUCACCUCAGCAAUCCACGUGAUGACGCUAAAAAUGAAAAAGCAAGAGGCACUGCUGCGUUUGACCGCCUGGGGAAAAUAAAGCCGCUGUACAACGAGAUCAGAAGUGCAUGCCGCAACAAUUAUCAACCUGGCCAACAUAUUUCUAUUGAUGAGAGGAUGGUUGCUUCAAAGGCUCGGACUAUAUUCAAGCAAUACUUGAAAAGCAAACCUGUGCGAUGGGACUUCAAGCUGUUUGUUCUGGCAGACUCGGAAUCAGGCUAUACAUGGGACUUCUUCGUGUAUGAGGGCAAAAACAGGGAGCCCAGUAAAAAUGGGUGGAGCUAUGACUCCGUUGUGAACCUGUUGAACACAAAUUUACUGGGCACCGGCUACAGGCUCUACGUGGACAAUUUUUAUACCAGCCCAGCUCUGUUUCGGCAUCUCUUAAAGAAAAACAUCUCAGCAUGCGGCACCAUCAGGCCCACUACACAAGGAUUCCCCAGAACAACAGACAAUGCCCUGGACCCCAAAUCUCCGCGCGGCAGCAUCCGAUGGAUUCGGAAAGACCCCCUGCUCUUUGUCCAGUGGAAAGAUACACGUGACGUCUCAUUGUGUUCCACCAUGCACACCGCCCAUGGAAAAGAGACAGUGCAGCGCAGGGUAAAGGACAAUGCAGGCCAGUGGUCAGUGAAAGAUGUCCCCAUCCCCCCAGCCAUCAAAGACUACAACAAGCACAUGGGUGGAGUGGACCUGUCGGAUGCCCUAAUUGGGUAUUAUGAGGUUCUCCACAAGACGAAAAAAUGGUACAAGACUUUCUUCUACCAUUUUCUGGACAUCGCCAUCGUGAACAGCUACAUCCUUUACAAAGGGCAGUGCAAAACUAAAGGAAACAAACCGAUGCACCACAAAGCUUUCAGAGAAACUCUGGUCUUGGAGCUGGCCGAUGCAGGAUCCACCCAGGCACCACGGCAGGAGGAAAGAAACAUGAAUCAUCUUCUAGUGCACAUCAGCAAUAGCGGGGACAAAUCUCAGGGCAGGCUAAGGUGCAGGAAGUGCCUUGCAAAAACCCCUGUAAAAUGCUCAACAUGCAACAUACCCUUGUGCUUUAUUCCAAACAGAAACUGUUAUAAGAAAUGGCACACAGAAUACAAGUUGUGAGUGUCAUAGUGCUAAGAAUAGGUGUGUAGUUUUAGUGUUUGUGAAAUAUACAGUUAGCAGUGUUUGUGUGAAU
Messenger RNA from Stegastes partitus (bicolor damselfish), 1459 nucleotides. Its product is annotated as piggyBac transposable element-derived protein 4-like. Lineage: Eukaryota; Metazoa; Chordata; Actinopteri; Pomacentridae. The coding region runs from base 49 to 1386 and encodes 445 amino acids. The record is from RefSeq and is a predicted model, not a curated record. The transcript has 2 exons.